AUGCUCCGCAACAGCUGCGUCCUCGUAUUGCUCAUCCUUGUCUUCGUUGACGUUUUUGCCACACAAUCGCCAACGUUCGACCGUCAGGAUCGCGACUACCGUCCACUUCAGUUCGGCAAACGAGAUGGUUACCGUCCGUUGCAGUUCGGCAAACGUGACUACCGCCCGUUGCAGUUCGGAAAGCGAAGUGGUGGUGGGUCCGUGGUGCUCGAGCCGAUUUGGGAAUGGCAAUAA
Molecule: messenger RNA, 234 nt
Organism: Caenorhabditis briggsae
Lineage: Eukaryota; Metazoa; Nematoda; Chromadorea; Rhabditida; Rhabditidae
Gene: Cbr-nlp-12
Product: Protein CBR-NLP-12
Exons: 3
Coding region: 1-234 (77 amino acids)
Source: RefSeq, a predicted model, not a curated record